GAAAAAGAAAGAGAUGAACUGUUUCGAAACACGUUGGCGGUUGUUGAAUGGGGAUAAAGGUGUGCUUAUUUCUGAUUGGUUAGUCGUGAAUCGUAUCUUACCUCUCUUUUUCUCUCUUUUAUAUGACCAUUAAAAAACCCUUUGUGUUUAUGGCUGCUGCUUUGGCACACAAUGGUGGUAUUGGAUAUAAGAACGGACUUCCAUGGAGUAUUCCCGGCGAUUGGGAAUAUUUUGAAAGAGUGACAACAAAAUCUUUUGAUGACAAUAAGCACUAUGAAGAUUAUAACAAUGUCAUUAUUCUAGGGAGAUACACUUUUGAAUCAAGGCCCAUGUGUAGUGUUCCUUUAUUGAGUAGAUACAAUAUUGUUGUCUCUCGAAAUCCUACUUAUAAAAUCACUUCACCUAUAGCAGCCCUCACGACAAGCUUAGAAGAAGCAUUUGAAUUAGCUAGCUUAAAAGUCAAAGAAAACGGCCGCAUCUUUCUAUUAGGUGGAGAGCAGAUUUAUAGACAGAGUAUCUUGAUGCCAGAAUGCACUCAUGUAUUAUUGACGCACAUCUACAGCACAAAAGAGAUCCCUUGUGAUGCAUUUAUCCCCAAGAUUGACCCCAAUGUGUUUCGCUUAGCUAACCAUGAUGAAUUGGAAGCAUUCAUACAAGAAAAUAUACCCAAAGGAAGACAAACAUAUCAACACUUUGAAUAUGAAUUUGUACUCUACAUUAGACAAUAAACGAUUGCCCUUUCCUUCUUACACUCAUGUAGAUAGU
This is a messenger RNA of Gilbertella persicaria, 765 nucleotides long. Its product is annotated as dihydrofolate reductase-like domain-containing protein. The record is from RefSeq and is a predicted model, not a curated record. The coding region runs from base 123 to 728 and encodes 201 amino acids. Gene Ontology annotation, cellular component: mitochondrion. Gene Ontology annotation, biological process: folic acid metabolic process; tetrahydrofolate biosynthetic process; dihydrofolate metabolic process. Lineage: Eukaryota; Fungi; Mucoromycota; Mucoromycetes; Mucorales; Choanephoraceae. The transcript has 2 exons. Gene Ontology annotation, molecular function: dihydrofolate reductase activity; NADP binding.